Messenger RNA from Scatophagus argus, 6196 nucleotides. It is a transcript of the gene tbc1d22a, whose product is annotated as TBC1 domain family, member 22a. The record is from RefSeq and is a predicted model, not a curated record. Gene Ontology annotation, molecular function: GTPase activator activity. Bases 179 to 1894 code for a protein of 571 amino acids. The transcript has 15 exons. Gene Ontology annotation, biological process: activation of GTPase activity. NCBI's taxonomy places the organism in Eukaryota, Metazoa, Chordata, Actinopteri, Scatophagidae.
AGUAUCUGUCCAGCCAAUCACAGCAGCGAUUGCUUGCCGACUGAGCAGUAUCAACAUGGCAGCUUUCUGAGUUUUGGAGGAAGGGACUUGGUGUAAAUAAACACAAACUUCACAUUUUACAGAUAACGACAGGGUUCGUGUGCGUGUGCUCAGGGCUCGUUGGGUCGUAGAGGGGAAAAUGUCGACUGACGGAAACAAAAAGCAGUUCUGGAAAAGAAACGCAGCGAAGGUUCCUGGCAGUAUUCAGCAUGUUUAUGGCGCACAACAUCCACCUUUCGAUCCGCUUCUUCAUGCUAACCUGAUUAAAGCAGGCAGCAAGCCGCCUCCGGCCACACCAGGCAAGCCCAAGAAGGCAACCACCUUCCAGGAGUUUGAGAGCAUCACCAGUGAUGCCUGGGAUGUUGGAGAUGAUGAUGAUGAGUUGUUGGCCAUGGCUGCACAGAACCUUAAUAUUGAGGUGGUCAUGGAGACAGCAAAUAAGGUGAUCGAGAAUCACAGCAAGCAGCAGGAGAAACAGAGGCAGGAUGACACAGUGGAGCUGGAACAGAGAGAAGAGGACACACAGGAGGAUGUGGCAGAGGAUGAAGAGGAGGAUGAGGAAGAGGAGGUGGACAGGUUGGGGGAGGGAGAGAUGACCAGCCCAGAGGUGUCGUUUGCCUCCCAGAGAAGCCCUUACAGUGAUGGCCGCCUUGUGAAGUCCCACAGCGAAGCUCCAAUUGGGUCACCUAAAGAUGCAGCAGGUGAGCGUGCAGCCCUCCACAGACAGCGGUCUCUACCGCACAGGCCGCCCGUCAUUCCACUCGUAGCUCGCAUGGCUGACCAGAACACAUCUGGCACCCCGGCCAUGACCGAAAGGGAAGCGUCCCGUCUGGAUAAGUUCAGACAGUUGUUGGCUGGGCCCAACACAGAUCUGGAGGAGCUACGGAAACUCAGCUGGUCUGGAAUCCCACGACAGGUCCGGCCGAUAACGUGGAAGCUACUUUCUGGUUACCUACCAGCUAAUGCAGAAAGAAGAGACAGCAUCCUACAGAGGAAAAGACAAGAGUAUUUUGGCUUCAUCCAGCAAUACUAUGACUCCCGCAAUGACGAACACCACCAGGACACAUACAGACAGAUCCACAUAGACAUUCCUAGGAUGAAUCCUGAGUCUUUGGUGCUGCAGCCAAAGGUGACAGAGAUUCACAUUGACAUACCGAGAACUAAUCCUCUUAUUCCUCUCUUUCAACAAGCUUCUGUCCAAGAGAUUUUUGAGCGGAUCCUGUUUAUCUGGGCCAUCCGCCACCCAGCCAGCGGCUACGUGCAAGGCAUCAACGACUUGGUCACGCCGUUCUUUGUCGUCUACGUUUUUGAGUACAUUGAGGAGGAAGUGGAAAACUUUGACGUGUCCAGUCUCCAGGAAGAGGCUCUGAGGAACAUUGAGGCAGACAGCUUCUGGUGCAUGAGCAAACUGCUGGACGGCAUCCAGGACAACUAUACGUUUGCCCAGCCAGGCAUCCAGAGAAAAGUUAAGGCCCUGGAGGAGCUAGUCAGCAGGAUUGAUGAGUCUGUGCACCGUCACAUGCAGCAGUACGAGGUGGAGUACCUGCAGUUCGCCUUCCGCUGGAUGAACAACCUCCUGAUGAGGGAGCUUCCACUACGCUGCACAAUCAGACUGUGGGACACCUACCAGGCUGAACCAGAGGGCUUCUCCCAUUUCCACCUGUACGUGUGCGCCGCCUUCCUGGUGAGGUGGAGGAAAGAAAUUCUUGAGGAGAGGGAUUUUCAGGGUCUGAUGAUCCUUCUGCAGAACCUUCCCACGAUGCACUGGGGCAACGAGGAAGUGAGCGUACUGCUGGCCGAAGCCUACAGGUUGAAAUUUGCCUUCGCUGAUGCGCCCAACCACUACAAGAGAUGAUAAGCAUGGUCCUCUGCAGCUGCUCCCCUCCUCCUCCUCCUCUUCUUAUUCCUCCUUUCCUGCCCUGUAGUCGUCUACUGAGCUUAGAGGCCUCGGUUGCGAUGUGGAAGGACCUCCCUCUUUUCUUAACCUCCCUUUCCCACCUUGCCCAAUGGGCCUUUAAGAGAUUCAAAUCAACCAAUGACUGAGAGGACGUGCGGUGUAGCAUUCUAACAUGUUGAUGUCGAGCCUUUUUUUUAAAUUAUUUUUGUCUGAUUAGCUCUGAAAGGUGCACUCCUGCAGUCCAGGGCGCAGAACCCUCUUCACUGUUGAAGACCAACAAAUUUUUGUUGGAGUUCGUCUGCUGAAGCUGAUUCCUCAAAGUAGAGCCUCAGGCCCAGUACUGGACCGUGUUGCUUGGCAUCACUACGAGGGCGCAGCCAGGCUCAGAAAGAUGUUCUUUUCUGCUUACUGAUAUUUCCAAUACCAUGGCAAUACAUUGCUUUUUGUUCCCAGAGGCAAAAAUGUGACCUUUUUUUUCCAUUUGCAAAGACAAAGAAAGAUGGCAAAAGGGCACUGUGUUAGAUGGUUUACACAUAUGAGCCCUCUCUCCUGGUCACAACACAACCUGAAGGAAUGUGACAUCUCCUGUUUUUCUUUUCUCUCCUGCUUCGUACCAGGAGACACAGGUUGUUUCCCUUCAAACACCAUAGGACUUUCCCUCCUUCCACAAACCACAUAUCCACUCAGUCUGCAACAUUACAGCGUGUAAGACAAAGUGAUCAGAGGCUGCAGUUCAGCUUGUUAGUUUUUCCUUCGACAUGCUUAUAUAUGAAGAAAUAUCCAUGAACAACCCCUCCCCCUCCUCCUCUCCAGGGCUACCUCAGAACACACCACACAGGUGGUGAGAGCUAGAAAUCCACUCAAUAAGCCAUGCAUACAUUAUAAAAACACACAUUGCCAUCUGUGUACUUCAUGGAGAAACAAGCACACUUACAGACAUGCACACAUCAGUAUGGAGCCAAACUCAGAAAUUCAGAAAUCUAAAAUUGGUAUUCACAGAAGAACUGUGAACUCCUCACAGGGUUUUCUUUUUUUUUGCAAGUAAAGAUCCAAAUGAACAGUUUUGCCUUAAUUAUAAGAUACUUUCUUUUCACUCACACCUUCCUCUCCUUCUGUCUUUUGGGCUCUGUUUUCAUUGAUGCGCAAAAAAAGAAUAUGACAUCACACCAGUAAGGUACUAAGCUUAACGUUAUUGAGUGAAUCCUAUUGAUAUGUCAUCCUAAAUGACAUAUGAAGCAGCUGGUGUAUGUUGUUUACAACUUCUAUCUUUAGGGAAACCUUGCACCUUUAAAAAGCAAUUCCACACAUUUGAUCUGUAUUGAUUCUCUUAAUUGAAUCAUGUGUAACCAGCCGGAGCUGCUGCAAGAUUAACAAAAUAACUUCAACGCCAGUGAACACAUAGUCUGUUCUGACUUUGCAUUCUGCGCAGAUUGCCUGUUUAUCCAGCGCAGAUGAUCAGAGAUAUUGGAGACUGUGACAUCCUGGAGAUGUAUUAGACACACUUACAAUACAAAGCGCUCUCAUUACUGAGCUUCGGCACCUGUCAGUCAUCAUACCCUCCCAUGCUGUCAUAAAAAACAAUAGAUAAUCAGGACAUAGCUGCUCAAUUGCUCUUUUUUUCCAAUUUGAACAGACCCUUUGUUGUAAAUUAAAUCUGAUGAAAUAGGAACAGAAUCAUCUUUGUGCAAGUGGGAGAUGCUGGACUGAAAUCUAAUGUGACUUAAACUCGACAGGCUGGACAGAUGGUAGUUCUUGAACUCACCCUUUAAUGUAAAAUACUUUUGCAUAAAGCACAUAUAUGAACAAAACAGCGGGUGCAUUUACAUACAACCUUCUUAUUUGUUUGUGCACAUGACCCCCUGCUUAACACUGGUUAGUUCCCAUUUUUGCUGCAUACGUUGCUCUGCACAUGUAGAGCACAUGGGAAGUCUGUGGCACCAUAUUGGUGUAACGUUGGGAGGAGGUUGGGGGGGUGGGUAAUCAGACAUUCAUGACAUAACACAAAGCUGUUAACGUUUGGAGCCUCCUGUUGCGACUCCGCCAGGAUCCAUUAUUGUCACUCCAGCCCACAAAGACGGUGUGCGUAGGUGUGUGAAGGGGAGAUGGAAGGAGAGAGGGACGAGGUUGUGUUUCUUUGGAAGUUUCAGUGCUUUUUCUGUGAGAGCUGUCACUCUUUGAUCACACUUUGGGAAUUUUUUUUUUUUUUUACACAGUCUGCACCAGUUUCACAAGCCCCUCAUCUCCCAUGCUCUCUGACAAGGAAAAACUGCACUUAAUUUAAGAGUCUAUAGCCUUUUUCUUCUAACUCUUUUUUGUAUGAGAUAUAUUCUUUCAAUCAGCGUUUUAAAGAUUUGUCGUUUUCUUUUCUGGUUUUAUUUUUUUAUGCUGUUUACAUUACAAGCCUAUUAAGUUGUGCCUGACUCUGGAGACAAGAGACAACGUCCUAGUUAUGUUUUUGACCUCAGCUGAACUUGAUGAGAUUUGGAUUUUUGCAAGCAAUAGUAUGAAAUCAUGAAUUGUGAAAAGACAGAAAAUAUCAAUGCACAUUUAGUUUUUUUUUUUUUUUUUUGAUAGGUUAGCCACCAACAUGAACUGUGUAACAAUACUCUGGGCAUUUAAUAGUUCAAACAUGGCAAUUGAUCGUUCACCAAACCCUCCCCAAACAGCAACUAACUUGGCACAGCAGGCCUGUCUAGUUUUGGGUUUCCCCACGUGUGCAAGCAGUGUGCAUGAGGCUGUAAGCAAGACUGAUACAGAUACACAGCAUUUCAAUGUUGUCUUUUCUGCAGCCUUUCCAAUACCAAAAACACAAGAGGUAAAGUGUAAGCAACAGAUUAAAUCUUAACUGCAAUCGUAAGUGGUCAUGUCAUGUCUGGCUAACUAGCGAUCCACCUAAAGUAGUAAAAAUAGAGUUACUUUCAAAGCCAAAGAGCACAUUAUUAGCUAGCAUUAGCUAGUGCAAUUACAGAUUACAGUAAAAAACAAACAAAAAAAAAAACAUCAACUGCUUACCUUCUCCUCAGUAUGUGGAAGCUCAUCCUGGAUGCUAUUAGAGUUUAGGCUGCUGUUGGCAGCUGUGAUUUUGUGAAGUGACUCCAGCUUUAGCGUUGAUCUUGCAUGAUCUCAUGUAUGUAUCCAUCAGUUUCAUUCUUUAGAGUCAGCAGGAAACACUGGAAAUGUGCCGUUUGACAGCAUCUUAAAUCAACCCGUGGACAACGCUUAGCUUAAUUAACUAACUAGCCACAGCUAGUAAAAUCUCCAAGUAAUGGCACAUUUGACUGUCAUCAGUUAGAAAUGAGACGCUGCUUUUGCUUUUGUAAUCAAGGACCCGUAGUUAUAAAGAUGAUACUAAGAAUUGUAAGAGAUAAAUCUGCCACAGCUACCAGUGUGAACUGCACGUGCUGAGAAAGGAGAGCCCAACAGGUGUAGCAGCAGUAAGUGAGGGUUUGUGGGGAUUUGCCAACAGCCGUUUAUUGUCCCAUUUAUUAUUGAAAGCCCUCUUUUUCAGGAAGUUAUGUUGCAUUAUUGCACGCAUUCAUAUUGAAUGGGGGGAGGCAGCAAAUAAUGUUGGACGUUCACGAUUAAUGUAUUCUGUGUGUGUGUGUGUGUGUGUGUUUGUGUGUGUGGGUGUGUGUGUGUGUGAGAGAGAGAGUCAAACAGACCCCCAUUAUCAUUAGAAGAACUUCUUUUGCUGUAAUGUUUAAUGUUAAUUUCAAUGUAUCAAGAAGAAGCUGCCUGCUCAGACUUGUGGGACAAGACAUUAACACACGUUCACACACUACCAGUGUCAAGUUAGCCUGUCUGUAACCCACAGUCUCUUGCACACACACACACACACACACACACACACACACGAGUGUCUCCAUGGUGAUGAAGGCCGAGGUGGUAUCUGGCUGGAACCCUUUUUCUGUUAGCACAUACACACACACACACACAGACAGGCAAACUUCAAACAUUCUGUGGAGCAUCAUCAGGAGGGUAGUCUUAAGUAACAUUUUCAGCUGCUUUCAUUUCUUUUAGUUUGUUUUCUUCGCUCUGCCUCUCCAGAUGUGAAAAUAUGUGAAAACCAGAAUGAAAAAAAUUCUCCCGUCUUUUGCCUCUUGAGUACUCAUAAAAAAAAAAAAUCUAAUAAUACUAGAGUGUGUGGGUGACAGGAGUAGUGGUUCUUGAAUUUAAAAGUGUGUACAGAAAAGAUUUUGAAACAAAAAUCUGUAAAUAGAAAGUGUAAAUAAAUCCUAUAUAUGACAAAAUUGCUUCAAA